GGAUACGAGCACGUUCACUUCUUGAGCUUCGGAUGCAACGGCGCCUUGGCCAGCUCCAAGUCUCUCGCCUCCCUGCUGGUCCAGGUUCUUCAGAAAGGCUUCAUUUGGGCCUGUGACUUUGGUGAAGUUUACUUCAAUGAGGAGGUCUUCGACCACCUUCUGAGCGCCUUGGACCCGCGGCCCCUUCGACCUGCGCGGAAGCGGAAGACAGGGCUGGAGGAAACGAGAGAACCCAGCAGCAAUUUGGCGUUCUCCUUUGCUGAUCAAGGCUGCGGCCUCAAGGUGCAUCAGAUCAGCAGGUUGAAGGACCUCACGCGACGACGGCGGCUGUUCGAUAAGGCGCUCUCAUGGGGCAAGGUGGAUCGGACGCACGCGCCGUGGCUGGACAUCCCGCGCGUCUUCGGAAUGGUGAUGAGGUCCAAGAACUUGACAAAAUGUUUUUGGCGGCCGUAUCAAGAAGCGGAAUUCUGGCGCAGAGCUGGCUUUCACUGCACCGGCGGCCCACGUUUGAACCUGCAAAGAUCGGGUGGCAAGCGCGUGAAUCCAUCCAUUCGUCGCUUGACGACUGCAAUGCACCGUGGCAACCUCGAGCCGGCCGCGCUGCAGAAAGCCUUUCCACCCGGAGAUGAAGGUGAACGGCGAAGCAGAGAACUUCUGCAGACUUGUGGCCAGACAAAGCAGUACGGAGAUGGGUUGAUGAUCAACGCGUGGUGCUUGGAGUAUACAAAGUGUGGAAAGAUCCACCCAUUUUUAAUGGGUAAACCAUCUAUUUCUAUGGGCCAUCUAUACCAUGGCUAUGUUAAAUAG
Molecule: messenger RNA, 807 nt
Organism: Cladocopium goreaui
Lineage: Eukaryota; Dinophyceae; Suessiales; Symbiodiniaceae
Source: the annotation of a GenBank genome assembly